Lolium rigidum is the source of this 1110-nucleotide messenger RNA. RefSeq lists its product as uncharacterized. The transcript has 5 exons. The record is from RefSeq and is a predicted model, not a curated record. Lineage: Eukaryota; Viridiplantae; Streptophyta; Magnoliopsida; Poales; Poaceae. The coding region runs from base 17 to 1093 and encodes 358 amino acids. Gene Ontology annotation, cellular component: membrane. Gene Ontology annotation, biological process: Golgi vesicle transport.
CCACCCAAGAUCGCCAAUGGCGACGUCGUUCGACCGCUGGGAGAAGGACCCCUUCUUCCUCGCCGCCGAGGAGGUCCAGGAAUCCGCCGACCGGAUGGAAUCGGUGUACAAGAUAUGGGUGCAGGAGAGGAGCGGGGCCGGUGGCCCGGAGGCGGCAGCGGCCCUCCGCGGAGAGGUCAGCGCCGUCGAGCUUCGCCGCGAGCUGCACACCGCGCUCGGCACCGCCAAGUGGCAGCUUGAUGAGUUAGAGCGUGCAAUCAGAUCAAACGACGAGGUUGUCUCGGCUGGAAAGGAUACACGAGCGCGGCAUAGUAACUUUGUUUCGGCAAUCGGCUAUCGCAUAUUAGAGGUUGAGAACAACUUGAAAGAGUCUAAUGUGUCAGAGGGGAAGGGCAGACUGAGCUGGAUUCAGUUGGAUGACAGUGAACGGGAUGACCUUGCGGCUUUCUUGCUUGCAAGCCCUCUUCAGCAGCGGGAUAAAGUUGUCACAAUCCCAUCUGCUGGCGAUAUUCAAGUGGGCAACAAUUCGGCAAGGGUGAGAAAAAAUAUUUCAGCCGACAGCUCCAAUGAUUCAUCUGGCUCUGCGGAGUUAAGCUCAGCGAGAGCAAUAGAAGAUGCACACCGUGGGCACAGAAGGUCAGUAAGUGCCAAUGCUGAUAUUGGAUUGUCAACUAUGUCAUUUCCAAAUGAACGAGAGGGCGCUGCUCAACAAUCGUCUAAUGGCCCACAAUUGCUGAAUAUUGUGAAGAAGUGUGCAUUGACGAGUGCCCUGAAACCUAAUCCUGCAAUUAAGUACAAGAAAGGAGCUGUCAGGUGGGCACGCGCUGACAAACAGGAUGUUGAAGAGGCAAUCCCUCUCAGAAGCUCUCAGUUUGAUCAGGGCUUAGAUGGGUACUCUGAAAGAAGCAAGAGUUGCUUAAAUACAUGCAUUGUGGUUACAUGCAAUAAGAAACUUUAUGAUUGGCUGGGAGCACUGCGCAGGAAACUUCGCGGAUCACAGUAUCAAGUUCGAUAUGGGCGUCCUGUUCAAUUGAUUGUGUUCAUACUUGCUGUUCUCAUAAUAUUUGUGUGUGUAUUCAAGACAAUAUGGUGAAAAUUAUUCAUGAGCUG